Messenger RNA from Rhodamnia argentea, 3504 nucleotides. RefSeq names its product disease resistance protein L6-like. The coding region runs from base 300 to 3467 and encodes 1055 amino acids. Lineage: Eukaryota; Viridiplantae; Streptophyta; Magnoliopsida; Myrtales; Myrtaceae. The record is from RefSeq and is a predicted model, not a curated record. The transcript has 5 exons. Gene Ontology annotation, molecular function: ADP binding. Gene Ontology annotation, biological process: defense response; signal transduction.
GCCAUUCACCUCUUUGAGAAGGUGGGUGGGGUGAUCUUGAUCGCGUUCCCUGUAUUGCUUUCGGGUGGUGGGAAAGCUAAAAAGAAAAGAAGUUCUUGAAGAGCUUGACCAUCACUGACUGGAUUGAUGACUAACUUGAUGAAUGUCACUGAUUGCUCUGUUCUUGCCAUUUCCAGUUCUUGAAGAAAGAGAAGAAGGAAGCUCUUGUUGAAGCAUCAGAGAAGGUUGAAUCAGGUGAUUUUAACAUUCCACUUGCUCUCGCCAAUCUUCGUUAACAGAAACCAGCACACGCAGCUAAGAUGAAAAGAAGAAGGAGCUCUUCUCCGGAAUCUCGAUCCACAAGACAUGGCUCAUCAGGAGCUGAGUUCGAGGUGUUCUUGAGCUUUCGAGGACCGGAUACUCGCGCUACCUUCGCAGAUUUCCUCUAUCUUGCCCUGCUAGAUAAGGGUGUCCGUGUUUUCAUAGACAAGAAGGAGAUCGACGUUGGUGAAGAGAUCGGCCAAGAGAUUUUUCAGGCCAUCGAUCAUUCGAAGAUCUGCAUUCCCAUCUUCUCCAGAGGCUAUGCCUCCAGUAGCUGGUGCCUGCGUGAGCUGGAACACAUGAUGGAGCGUAGGAAAACCAGCGAACUGGAGGUUAUGCCCAUUUUCUAUGACGUCGAACCGUCCGAUGUGAAGCUUGAAACUGGAGUGUACAGGGACGCAUUGACUCUGCAUGAAGAGAAACGUGGGGCUGAGAUUGUGCAACGCUGGGCGACGGCGCUCAAGGAAGUUACUGGAAUCAUGGGAUGGGACACCAAGAACACCGGCCAUGGAGAACUUGCACAUUCGAUUGCCCGGAAAGUGUUGGUUAAGCUUAAGUCAUCUUGUGUUCAUAUGUUUGACCAUUUGGUUGGAAUUGACAAAUCAGUGAAUGAAGUAGUAGAUUUGUUGAACGUUGAAUCUCAGGACAUAAGGCUCGUCGGUAUUUGGGGGAUGGGUGGAAUCGGCAAGACAACUCUUGCCAAGGUUGUUUAUCACAAUGUAUCUACUAAGUUCGAGAGUUGCAGCUUCAUUUCAAAUGUCCGAGAAGCAUCAAAAGGUUCUGGUUUGUUAAAUGUGCAGAGGCAAUUAGUCUCUGAUAUCAUUGGUGACGUAGGAGUUGAGCUUUCUAGCAUUGAUCAUGGGAUGAACAUGAUCAAAGAUAGAUUCGACAGAAAGAAGGUUCUUAUUUUCCUUGAUGAUGUGGAUCAUAGGAGCCAACUUAUCACGUUAGCAGCAAAGGCACAAUGGUUUGGUGCAGGAAGUAGAAUAGUGGUUACAACGAGAGACAAAAGUGUUUUAAGUGAAUUCCAAGAUCAAUUUGAACAUUGUUUGAUUUAUGAAGCUAAAGGACUCAACAAUCCAAAAGCUCUUCAACUUUUCAGCAAGCAUGCCUUCAGAAGCAACUCUCCUCCAAAUGCAUUCUUGAGUCUAUCUAAGGAAGUCACUGCAAAAACCGGUGGGCUUCCUCUGGCUAUUGAAGUCAUUGGCUCAUUUUUACAUGGAAAAAGGGAAGCGUUGUGGCAAGAUACAUUGAAAAAGAUGGGACAUUGUCAACAUAAGGAUGUGAAGGAAAAGUUACUGUUGAGUUAUGAGGCGUUAGAUCAUCAUCAGCAGCAAAUAUUUCUUGAUAUUGCUUGUCUUGGAAGGCAUUUCUUUCCAUUUGGACAAUAUAAGACGUAUGCAAAAUACAUGUGGGAGGACUGUGGAUUUUUUCCGGAUGAGGGGAUUGAAGUUCUGCUACUAAUGUCCUUAGUGAAAAUUCGAGGAGACGAUAAACUAUGGAUGCACGAUCAGCUUAAGGACUUGGGCAGGAGCAUUGUGUACAAAGAAAAUUGUGAAGACCCAAGGAAGGGUUCUCGGGUGUGGAAGCGGAAAGGUUCUGAAAUCGUCAACAAUAGAAAGGGAACCGAAACUGUUGCAGCCGUCUGUACGAAACAGUGGGUGUGUCGCCAAGACUCUGUUUUGGCACCAGAAGACUUUAUCAAUGUGCCAAAUAUUAGAUAUCUCGACAUGGGUGGUGGGACCCUCUCUGGAGACUUUGAGAAUCUCUUUUUAGAAUUGAGAUGGCUUUCUUGGCGGUGGUGUCCUCAAGAUAUGCAGGCAACUAACUUUUGCCCAAGAAAUCUAGUCAUCCUUAACCUAGCAUUCAACUCAAUAGACGAACAUUGGGGUGGUUGGACUCAACUCAAGGUGGCUACAAGAUUGAAGGUCCUUAAUCUGAUAUGUAGCCAACGCUUAGAGGAAACUCCUGACCUCUCUGCGUAUUUGUCCUUAGAAAUAUUAACACUACAUGGAUGUGAAAGGUUGUUAAGGAUCCAUCGAUCCAUUGGUCAUUUGAAACGUCUGAAGCAUUUGAAUCUAUAUGGAUGUAAGAAUCUCCAAGUGCUCCCAGUUGAAUUGGGUUCUCUAGAAGCAUUGACCGAGCUGCUCAUAGCGAAUUAUGAUCUCAGUGGAAGUAUUAGUCAAGUCCCAAGUUCAAUCGGAGCACUUGCAAAUUUGGAGCGCCUAGUCAUUACUGGAGCCAUCAAGCUAAAGACGCUUCCUGACUCGAUUGGAAUGCUGAAAGGUUUAGUUGAGUUGGAUGUCUCGGGUACAGGCAUUGCAGAGUUGCCAAAUGCUGUUGUCAAUCUAAAGAGCUUGAAAGUGUUGAAGAUGAGCAGAAGUCACAUGCAAAAGUUACCCGAGGCAAUUGGGAUGUUAGAGAAACUCGAGAAGAUCUAUGGAGCGGAUUGCACGCGGCUAGAGAUAAUUCCUAGUGAUAUCGUGAGACUGCCUUUCUUGAAGAUUUUGACAUUAACAAAAACGCAAGUAGAGAAUGUACCAGAGCUUCCCCAGAGUAUGGUAAGUCUAUGUCUAUCCUCAAGUGCCACAGAAAAAGCUCCAGAGAUCUCCAACCUUGUGAAUUUAAGAAAUCUGGAACUAUAUUUUACAAGCUCGAAGUCCAAAGAUUUUCCAAGUGCAAGAAAUUACAGCCACACAUAUUGCAUGUUGAAACUUCCACGUAUCACCUGCAUAAGCUCAUAUUUGGGUUGCCUUUGCUGUCUAGAAGAACUUGAACUCAAGAACUGCGAGAACCUGUGCCACAUUGGACAGCUUCCCUCUGGUUUGAGGAAACUCACAGUUGACGGUGGCAAUCUUCUUGAAGUUGUGGACCUUUCCAACUUAUCUAACUUCAAGAAUCUCAAGGACCUCACAGUACGGGACUGUCCGAAGCUAGUUGAGGUUCAAGGUCUUGACAGAGUGGAAUCACUAGAAAGUCUCUACAUCGAACGCUGCAGUUCCUUACGAUUACCUGAUUUAUCCAACUGGAAGAAGCUGAAGGAGUGGGACGUUGAUGCUCCUACGGUAUAUUCGGCGAGAGGCAAAAAAGUAGCUCGAAGUGAUGAUCUCCGAUUCUGGCACUUGCAAAAAAAAGCUUGUAGAAUUAGCAAAUCCUUUUUAUGUUGACUCAUGUUUCAUUUGAACCAUAAUGUUUGUCACGACC